AUGCUUUCAAGGAAGGUGGUGGCCAGUUUGCUCCUGGUCUACAUGGUGUCUCUGCUGGCUGAACAGACCGAAGGCUUCAUGCCCUUCUUCACCCACAGUGACUUCCAGAAAAUGCAGGAAAAGGAGCGGCACAAGGGAGGGCAGAAGAAGUCCCUGAGCUCACUGCAGCAGCUGGAUGAGGAAGGAUCCUCUGAGCAAUCCAGGGCAGAUGUCAACAGGGUCAAGACCAUCCAG
Messenger RNA from Acanthisitta chloris (rifleman), 234 nucleotides. It is a transcript of the gene MLN, whose product is annotated as motilin. The annotation marks the transcript as partial. The transcript has 2 exons. NCBI's taxonomy places the organism in Eukaryota, Metazoa, Chordata, Aves, Passeriformes, Acanthisittidae. Gene Ontology annotation, cellular component: extracellular region. The record is from RefSeq and is a predicted model, not a curated record. Gene Ontology annotation, molecular function: hormone activity.